GUUUCCUAUCUCUGCUCCGCUGAUUUCCGUGGGACUCGGGUUCAGCCCUGGGUGCCUGGCGGCAGCUGCUGUUGUGUGGGCUGCAGGCCGCUGAGAGAAAAAUCUUCCCUAGAUUUGGGUCCUGCUGGCGUGGUGCCGGCAUUUGAAUGCCGAGGCUGGAUUUACUCCCUCUUCUAAGGCAAAGGAAGUUAAGUCCCCAGGUGUGAAUCUGUCAUAUUCUCCUCUUUAGCUAGGGAGGGUUGGAUGGAAUUGACUGAGAAGGUGCCUGUUGAGCAACUGGAGAGUAGUUUAUUCCUCUUGUCUCUCCUUCAUCCUCCAAAUCCCACUUGUUCCUUCUAGUGGCAGCUCAAGGCACUGAAUAUGAAGAGAAAUAGAUCUGGGUUAGAAAAGUGAAUGUGGCUGCAUUGGGAGUUUUUCCAGAUAGCCACUCCUGAAGACUAACUUUUAUAUUAUUCAUGAAAGCUUAGAUGCUGAAACAUUUACUGCACAGCAUCCCAUCCGACUGGGAUAGUUGUGUAGAAUUUCAGUGUGUGACAUAAGAUGGGGAAUAAGUAGGCUGUUCUGUACAAAUCAGUUUUUGCUACUGCUGGUUGGGAUAAGAAUUAAAGGACACCCAAGUUGAGAAAAUGAGAGUUAUACCAUCAUUUUACCUCUCCAAAUGCAAGUACUCUAGAAACAUAUACAAAUAGCAAAAAAAAGUUAUGAUUUUUGUGAAAGCAUUUUAGCUGAAGUCAGGGAUUGUGAAAAUAUUUUGAAGGUAGCUCAUUAAGAGGAGAAAUGUUAGGUUUUCUUCUGAGCAAAAUUUUACCAUACCAGCUUGCAGAUAGGACUUUGCUACACUUUAACAGAUGCAGUCAGUUUAAAAACCCCACUUUUUAAAAUGUCCUAAUCUACUAUAGUGUUAUAAAUAACACAGGAGAUUGGGGAAAGUGUUAUUUACAUUUUACUUUGUGUAUUUACUGUAUUUCUUGUAGAAUUCGUUUAAUAGUUUUCCCCUAUUGUGUGCAAGUGUGUGUGUGGGAGGGGGGGGAUCUGACAGCUAAAGGGGAGAAAAAUAUUUACAAUAAGAAAAUUCAAAUGUACAUGUAUUACUGGUAGGGGUAAAUAUAACAAAACUUUUUAACACUGACUAGAUGUCAAAUUGACUGUCCAUUUAAAACACUGUAUGGUAGUAAAAGGGUAUGUGACUUUGACCUUUAUUUCAUUGACAGUAGAAAGAUGUCUUUUCUUUGGAAAGAGUCUGUGGAAGUCAGUGAGUCUGAGUAGUGUGAGAGACUUUUACUAGUUACCUGGGCCAUGUCUUCUCUAGGGAUAAUUGUGAAGAAUUCCCUGCAGUUGUUAACAUUAAUUCAGUUUCUGCACCAAUCUAGUUAGACUUUGUGAUAGCAGGGUUAGAUGACAUAGUGCUGAAAACAGUGUCAGUAAUGGGCACCACAUCUUCACUAAAACUCUGAAAGUUGCUAAAUCCGAUUAAUCUGAACUGGUGUUGACAAUAAUGGGAAUUUUUUUCAAAAGGUUCUCUAGUGUCGACAGGGGCAUAGAGUGUGUGAUCUAGAACUUAGUAUAACUGUAUAGGAAGCCAGAACUAUUUCUGUUGUGUGGCUUGGGCAUGACAGUUACCCACUUUGACCUUGUAUGCUCGAUCUGGGACGGUUCCACAGAUUUGUCACCAAAAAGAAUGUCUCAGAUAUGGGAAUCUCCCUCACAUCCUCUGCAGUGAAGACUGAUACAAAGAAUUCAAUUAACUUAUCCGCAAUGGCCUUGUCUUCCUUUAGUGCUUCUUUAGCAUCUCAGUCAUCCAGUAGCUCCACUGAUUGUUUGGCUGGCUUCCUGUUUCUGAUGUGCUUAAAAUAUUUUACUAUUAGUUUUUGUUUUUUGCUAGUUGCUCUGCAGAUUCUUUUUUGGCCUGACUAAUUAUACUUUUACACUUGACUUGCCAGAGUUUAUGUUCAGUAACAGCUGUUUCACAGAGCAGUGAUUAAUGUGUUGUUUCCAUCAAUUGACCUUUUUUAUUUUAUAACCUCUUUAUUGUUAUCCUUUCCCAUUCAGAGCCACCUACAGUCAAUAAAGAAGAAAGUGUCUCUUAUGUGUCCCUCUUUUGAUGGCAGAGUUGUUAAAGGAGCAUCAAUUCACUCUGUUGGUGUUAAAAAUAUAUAUUUUUUUAUACUAUAGCUACAAAUCAGUGGUUUCUUCCUGCUGUUAGAGGAGAUAUUCCUCCAGGCUGUGCAGCCCAUGGAUUUGUCUGCGAUGGUACCAGAAUAUUAGUGUUCGGAGGAAUGGUUGAAUAUGGAAGAUACAGUAAUGAUUUAUAUGAAUUACAGGCAAGUCGAUGGCUGUGGAAAAAAGUAAAACCUCAGCCUCCAUCUAUUGGUUCACUACCUUGUCCUCGACUUGGCCACAGCUUUUCUUUAUAUGGUAACAAGUGUUAUUUAUUCGGUGGCCUGGCAAAUGAAAGUGAAGAUUCAAACAAUAACAUUCCCAGAUAUUUAAAUGAUUUCUAUGAACUGGAGCUGCAACAUGGUUCUGGAGUUGUAGGAUGGAGCAUUCCAAUGACCAAAGGGAUCUUGCCUUCUCCUCGAGAAUCCCACACAGCCAUUGUGUAUUGCAGAAAAGGUUUGGGAAAUCCAAAGAUGUAUAUUUUUGGAGGGAUGUGUGGCUGUCGACUUAAUGACCUUUGGGAGCUUGACAUAGAAACAAUGACCUGGUCAAGACCAGAAACUAAGGGGACGGUGCCACUUCCUCGCAGUCUCCAUACAGCCAAUGUAAUAGGAAACAAAAUGUAUGUUUUUGGUGGAUGGGUUCCACAGACAGUGGAGGAUGAGAUUUCUGCUCGUGAUGGUGAAUGGAAGUGUACCAGUUCAUUUUCUUAUCUAAAUUUGGAUACCACGGAAUGGAUAGGUCUAAUCUCAGAUUGUCAGGAAGACAAAAAGAACUUGUUACCCGGGCCAAGAGCUGGACACUGUGCUGUGGCAGUCGGCACUCGUCUGUACAUCUGGAGUGGUAGAGAUGGUUACAGAAAAGCUUGGAACAAUCAAGUUUGCUGCAAAGAUCUUUGGUAUUUAGAUACAGAGAAACCACCAGCACCAUCACAGGUACAGCUGAUCAGAGCUACAACUAAUUCUUUUCAAGUAAAAUGGGAUGAAGUUCCUACAGUUGAAGGAUAUCUUCUUCAGUUAAAUGCUGACUCCCCAGCGCCUACGGUGACUGGUGGAACUGUGGUUCCUGAGUCUGCACUGCUGAAUUCACAAGGAAUCAAGCUGGAUCUUCACAGCCAAACAAAUCACAUGGUUCCUAAUCAUGUACAAGUUAGAUCUAAUUCACUACUAAAACUAGAAGCUAAAGAAAAUAUAACUGAACCUGAAAACAUUGUUACACAAGAAGCUACAAAGAAAAACCAUCUAGAUUCUAGAGGAUUCAAAGAGUCAAAUGCCCCCUCGCUUUUGCCAGCGUGCACCUUAGGUCCUCAGACUUCAGCAAAUGUAGCUGAAUUACAUGACUUGGACAUACGAACUGUAAAUCCUGAUGCUUCUGUAUCCAGUACUGUCUCCAGCACACAAACUAUGGUAACCCAGCAGGCUGUUAAAACUGAGUCAUCAAGUACAAAUGGGGCAGUUGUUAAAGAUGAAACUUCACUAACAACAUUCAGUUCAAAAUCUGAAGUUGCUGAAACUACUUUUAUAAUGCCUUCAACCAAGGUCAGCACUGGUCACACAAAUAACUCGACUGUGCACUUAUCUAAAACUACUCCACUAAGGCAGAUGGCAACAGUGAAAACAAGAGAACGACAGUGGUACGAUGUAGGAAUUUUUAAAAGCAACAGUGCUUUGGUGAGCCAGUACUAUUUGUUGCCAGAAGAAAAAUUAAGCAUCUCCAACAAGGUGGAAAAUGCAGAUGUCCCAGACUACAGUUCACUUAAGAAACAGGAUCUCUUUCCAGGCACUGUGUACAGGUUCAGGGUUGCUGCAAUUAAUGGCUGUGGUGUCGGCCCUUUCAGUAAAGUCAGUGAAUUUAAAACCUGCAUUCCGGGUUUUCCUGGGGCACCUUCAACAGUCAGAAUCACCAAGGUGAGAGAGCUGAGUGUAGACUGUAUUCAUCUUUCAUGGGAGCCACCUGUUUCACUUUCUGGAAAUAUCUUGGAAUAUUCGGCUUACUUAGCUAUUCGUACCACACAAGUACAUGAAAACCCAAAUCAGCUUGUAUUUAUGAAAAUAUACUGUGGUCUUAAAACAUCAUGUAUAGUGACUGCUGCACAGCUUUCAAAUGCCCAUGUUGAUUACACCUCCAGACCUGCUAUAGUGUUCAGGAUUUCUGCAAAGAAUGAGAGAGGGUAUGGACCAGCCACGCAAGUUCGAUGGCUUCAAGAAAUGAAAACAUCAAGUUCAAAAUAGAAGCACCAUAAUAAAAUUCAAGUUAUGAAUGUAGUGUUUAACAUUUGUAAUAUUUUGUAAAUGCUCCAAAUAUUUUAUUUUUGCAUUGUUUUUAUCUUAAAUUUAUACGAACACUUUUUUUUAUAUUUUAAACAUCAGCAUUAUGCAGCCUUGCUCAGGUUGAACUACCAUAUAUGGAAAUUCUUAUAGUGAAGAUAAAUAAUUAGAUACUGAUUAUCUUCUAUCAACAACCAUUUUAAUAAUUAACGUUUUAACAAUCACUGCCUUUUAAAUCUGAAAUUGACUCUUGAAGCAGAAUUUAAAUUUGUUACAAUUGCUGGUGUACAAGAUUAUCCGCCACUUGUGCCAGUUUUAAAAGAUUUCGUAGAGAUUGCCCGUGUUGAAAUGUCAUUGCACAGAUAACUUUGUAAAGCCUCAUGAUCUCUGUUCGGUUGAAGUUCUUAUACCACAUUCAUCACUGUGGUAUCUGAGUGCAAGGUGAACAUUUCCAUUUAUUAUGGUAUCUUAAAAUGUAUAGAAUAUUUUAAUAUAUAUACUUUUUGUAAAGAAAUGAUUUUUCUACUAUUUGUAACACAUAUUUUAAUCUUUAAAGGCAUUCCCUGAAGAUAUGCAAAUACUAGGAAACUUAGUCACUUCUGUUAUGAAAAAUAUAAAUGUAAUGUAAAUGCACUACUAUUAGUUGGGAUUAUCCUUUUGAAGUUGUACAAAUCUUAAAUCUGUAAAUAUUCUUAAUGUUUACAAAGAGACCUCUCUGGUCUACUAUUAAACCCUUCAUGAGGAUUCAUCCAUUUUUUUUAAACCCAUAUGCUUUGCUUCCAGCAUAUGCUUGCUUUUUGCACUAAUAAGAAUUUAAUGUACCUCAUUCUUAUGUUUGUAAUCGCUUGUGUUGCUUCCAUAACAUUUCUGUAAUAUUUUAGUCUAAAAAUUUAACCAAAGUUAAAAUACAUGGUAAGCAGUUUUGCACAUAUUAUAUGCUAAUUCUUAUGACAUAUUUAUUCCAGUUAGUCUUCAUAACUGCUUGAUUGGUAAAAUAUACAGGUAAAGCAAUCAGUUCAAUACUCCCAUUUACCUGUCAGUCAUUUUUCAUUAAUUAGAUAGCUAUUUAGCUCAAAAAGCACUGCUGUUAGGAAUAGGUUGAUCCAUUCCUGUGCUAAAGAAAAUAGAACAAAUGUAAACAUUUCAAUGCUAUUUAUUUUUAAAAAAUCAUUUGUUUACCAAAGUGUAGAGUAAAAUGGCUGAAUUGUGUGAGGCCACUAGGUGAAUAGAUUUUGAGGCAACUAAUAAUAAUUUUUAUUAAAUGAGUUACUGCACAUGUGCAAUGAAGUUUAUACUUUGCACUUUAAAUUUUUCCUUCGAUGCCAAAAGAAUAUACAUCAAGAUGGAAUUACUUGCCUUUUUCCCUUACAUUUAUGUUAAGAACAUGCACUGUAAAUAUGUAAUCUUAAAAAUUAAGAAUAGACUUGCCUGUUUAUUUUGUUUUGGUUUUUAAUGGGGGCAUAGAUAUUUGGUAAGAUUCUCAAGAAAAGAUUGGCUAAUCCAAAUAUGCUGAAGUAAAUUUUAUGGCCAAACUUUAGACUUCUAAAAGUCAGGGUUUAUAAUGGAAGUGCUGAUACAGCCUUAACACAGCCACAAUCUGUGAUGCCAUGUAAAAGCACUGGGGACUUUACAAAUCUUCAUUGUAGAAUUGAUUGUGACACAGGAGUGUAGUUUAAAUAGUUCUACUCAUAACAAUAGAAAACCUGACAAGAAAAAAACUUGUGCAUAUAGUGUUGAUUUCAACAGAUUCAUUUGAAGCUGAGUAUUCACAUCAUGAAUUUUUAUAUAGGGUUUUUUCCUGCAGACAAAGUUAAAUGGGCUUAAAAACAUUAGUAUAAUGGUCUACUUUAUCAGUUAUGACCUUGACACUACCCAGUAACUAAAAUCUCCACUUACACGCAGGCUGUAACUAGAAAAGUAUAACUUUGCUUUUCUUAUUAGUACUGUGAAAGAUGCCUUUAGAAAACAUUUGUUGGUUGGUAGCUGUGAUUGUACUGAUAUUAUUUAAGAAUAAAAUCUGUUGGGUACGUCCAUGGAUGGAGUUUUUGCACUUGGUUUCAUAUACUUUGCACAUUUUAUUUUUUUAAAGGGUGUGUCACGUUGACCAAAGGUAAAACUGUGGUGUUUUCAAUCAAAGUACGAUUUCUGUGUAAGUGUACUUACAGCUGGCUUUAUGUAAGUUUUCACUCUCUUCCGUUAUCCCAGUUGGGUAAUGUUUGAAUAGUGAACAUAUGCAAAUCUCCUGUUCCGUGCUUUGCAGUUUUACUUUAAAAUUAAAUUACGUUAUACACUGUGAAAAUGCACAUUGAGGUCUGCUUCUCAGAACUGUACUUGCAAAAUGUCUAAAUCCCACCUAAGUUUCAUCUUAGAGAAACAUUUUAUUUGUUUAUAAACUAGAUAUUGGACAAAUAUACUGAGAUGUCUGUUCCAGUUUUUAAAUUUAUUUGAAAUACAAUUGAAAUUAGCUGUUUGAGAAACUGCAUCAGAAGUCCUCAUUAUUCCAUAUUUGUCAUUGUUAAAAUACAUGUAAACAAAACACCCACAUUGAUCAGAAUACAGUAUCAGAUUUGUAGAAAUUUCAAGGGGUUUGGUAGACUUUUCAUGAAAGUUCUGACUAUAUAAGUAGAAAAGUCAUGCUAGUUGUAGCAGAUAUUGCAACAACUUAAGAAUGUUUUUGUGAAAUUUGAAAUAAAAUGAACGAGAACCAACAUUUUGUGUUUUAAAGUAAUUAUAGCAAUAUCUUCUAAUAUAGUUUGAAGUAGAGCACAUGAUGACCAAGCCAGAAACUUUGGAGAUAUAGUUAACGAUACUAUUGUUAACUGGUAUUUCAGGGUGGUUGAUUUGAGGUGGUUAUAGUUUUAUGGCUUGUUACUUCAAUGAUCUCUAUAAAGAAAAUUGACGUUUUGUACAAUGAAAAAAUAAUUGAAUAUAUCUUAUUUCAAAGCAUUGUUUAUUCUUUGUAAUAAAGUGGUUGUCCUAUAAAA
This is a messenger RNA of Chrysemys picta bellii (western painted turtle), 7408 nucleotides long. The record is from RefSeq and is a predicted model, not a curated record. NCBI's taxonomy places the organism in Eukaryota, Metazoa, Chordata, Testudines, Emydidae.